Molecule: messenger RNA, 2124 nt
Organism: Solea senegalensis (Senegalese sole)
Lineage: Eukaryota; Metazoa; Chordata; Actinopteri; Pleuronectiformes; Soleidae
Product: DNA (cytosine-5)-methyltransferase 3A-like
Exons: 17
Coding region: 33-2075 (680 amino acids)
Biological process (GO): negative regulation of DNA-templated transcription
Cellular component (GO): nucleus; cytoplasm
Molecular function (GO): methyltransferase activity
Source: RefSeq, a predicted model, not a curated record
AGCGGCGGGCGUACAGAGAGGCGGAGAUCAGCAUGAUGGACGACCUAUCAGAGGCCGACUUUCAGAAAGAGGAGGAGCCGUCAAGCCCGGCGCCACCGCCCUCACAGCAACACACAGACCCCGCCUCCCCGACGGUCGCCGUGACGCCGGAGCCGGUCGCCAGGGGGGAACAGGCCACGCCCCGCGAGAUCGAGUACCAGGUUCAGGAUGGGCGGGGCUUCGUCAUCGGCGCACUGGUGUUCGGGAAGCUGCGAGGUUUCUCCUGGUGGCCCGGCAGGAUCGUGUCCUGGUGGAUGAGCGGCCGGAGUCGAGCGGCCGACGGCACCCGCUGGGUCAUGUGGUUUGGCGACGGCAAAUUCUCCGUGGUGUGUGUGGAGAAGCUGAUGCCUCUGAGUUCCUUCUCCUCUGCCUUCCACCAGCCCACCUACAACAAACAGUCCAUGUACAGGAAAGCCAUCUUUGAGGCUCUGCAGGUGGCGAGUGUGAGGGCGGGGCGGCCUGUUCCCUCCUGUGACGCCAGCGACGACGCGGACGGCGUGGAGAUUCAAACCAGACAGAUGAUAGAGUGGGCCAUGAAGGGUUUCCUGCCCAACGGCCCACAGUCACUGGAUCCUCCAGAAGAGGAGCAGAAUCCCUACAAAGAAGUGUAUCCAGAGAUGUGGGCGGAGCCCGAGGCCGCGUACACGCCCCCACCCGCGAAGAAACCUCGCAAGAACUCGGCGGAAAAAGCCAAAAUCAGAGAGGUGAUCGACGAGGGAACCAGAGAGCGACUUAUCCAAGAAAUCAAGAAGAAGACCAGGAAUAUAGAAGAUAUCUGUAUCUCCUGCGGGAGCCUCAACGUCUCUCUGGAACAUCCUCUCUUCAUGGGAGCCAUGUGUCAGGGCUGCAAAAACUCAUUCCUGGAGUGUGCCUACCAGUACGACGACGACGGCUACCAGUCCUACUGCACCAUCUGCUGUGGAGGCAGGGAAGUGCUCAUGUGUGGCAACAACAACUGCUGUAGGUGUUUCUGUGUGGAGUGCGUGGACCUGUUGGUCGGCGCGGGCUCGGCGGCCGCAGCGAUCAAAGAGGACCCGUGGAACUGCUACAUGUGCGGACCGCGCAACACCUACGGGUUACUGCGGCGACGCGACGACUGGCCCUGCAGACUGCAGCACUUCUUCGCCAACAACCACGAACAGGAAUUUGAGCCGUCAAAGUUGUACCCUCCUGUUGCAGCAGAGAAGAGGCAACCAAUCAGAGUCCUCUCCCUGUUUGACGGCAUCGCCACAGGUCUGCUGGUGCUGAAGGAUCUGGGCAUCCAGGUGGACAAGUACGUGGCGUCGGAGGUCUGCGAGGACUCCAUCACCGUGGGCAUGGUGCGACACCACGGACGCAUCAUGUACGUGGGAGACGUUCGCAACGUCACCCACAAACACAUUGAAGAGUGGGGACCGUUUGACCUGGUGAUCGGAGGAAGCCCCUGCAACGACCUCUCCAUAGUCAACCCUGCACGCAAAGGCCUUUACGAGGGAACGGGCCGGUUGUUUUUCGAAUUUUACCGCCUGCUGCACGAGGCGCGGCCAAAGCCCGGCGACGAGCGGCCAUUUUUCUGGCUGUUUGAGAACGUGGUCGCCAUGGGAGUCAGCGACAAGCGCGACAUCUCGCGCUUCUUAGAGUGUAACCCGGUGAUGAUCGACGCCAAGGAAGUGUCUGCUGCGCACCGCGCUCGCUACUUCUGGGGGAACCUGCCAGGCAUGUCCAGACCUUUGACACCGAUGGUGAACGACAGGCUGGAUUUACAGGAGUGUCUCGAGCAUGGACGCACUGCCAAGUUUGAGAAGUUGCGUACGAUAACGACACGAUCCAACUCUGUGAAGCAGGGGAAAGACGAGCAUUUCCCCGUCUACAUGGACAACAAGGAGGACAUCCUCUGGUGCACCGAGAUGGAAAGGGUGUUUGGGUUCCCCGUCCACUACACGGACGUGUCCAACAUGAGUCGUCUGGCCAGGCAGAGGCUGCUGGGACGUUCGUGGAGUGUCCCCGUCAUCAGGCACCUCUUCGCCCCGCUCAAGGAAUUCUUCGCCUGCUACUAGUCACACACACACACACACACACAUACACUCACACACACACAACUUUUUA